Molecule: messenger RNA, 1434 nt
Organism: Arachis stenosperma
Lineage: Eukaryota; Viridiplantae; Streptophyta; Magnoliopsida; Fabales; Fabaceae
Product: proline--tRNA ligase, chloroplastic/mitochondrial-like
Exons: 8
Coding region: 69-1169 (366 amino acids)
Biological process (GO): prolyl-tRNA aminoacylation
Cellular component (GO): cytoplasm; chloroplast stroma; mitochondrion
Molecular function (GO): ATP binding; proline-tRNA ligase activity
Source: RefSeq, a predicted model, not a curated record
AGCUUUGAUUUUUGUAAUUCUUGAGGCUGUGUCAGGUUCGACCCACAAGUGAAACCAUUGUCAAUCACAUGUUUACCAAAUGGAUCCAAAGUUAUCGUGAUCUCCCUCUCUUGAUUAAUCAGUGGGCAAAUGUCACAAGAUGGGAGAUGCGCACAAAACCAUUUGUUAGGACUCUUGAGUUUCUUUGGCAAGAGGGCCACACUGCUCAUGCAACUCCUGAAGAGGCAGAAAAUGAGGCUAUACAGAUGAUUGACAUCUAUACCAAAUUUGCUUAUGAGCAAGCUGCAAUACCUGUUAUUGCAGGUCGAAAAUCUAAAGUAGAAACAUUCGCUGGAGCUAAUAAGACCUAUACAAUUGAGGCCAUGAUGGGUGACAGGAAAGCAUUGCAAGCCGGAACCAGCCACAACCUUGGCCAGAACUUUUCUCGUGCCUUUGGAACACAGUUUUUAGAUGAGACUGGACAAAUGCAGCAUGUUUGGCAGACAUCAUGGGCAAUUAGUACACGUUUUGUUGGAGGCAUUAUCAUGACCCAUGGAGAUGAUGCCGGCCUAAUGCUUCCUCCAAAGCUUGCUCCGAUACAGGUGGUAAUUGUACCUAUUUGGAAGAAGGAUGAAGAGAAAGUGGCUGUUCUAAAUGCAGCAUCUUCUGUAAAAGAAGUUCUUCGUACGGCAGGUAUUAAAGUUAAACUAGAUGACUCAGAGCAAAGAACUCCUGGAUGGAAAUUCAAUUUCUGGGAAAUGAAGGGUGUUCCUCUUAGAAUUGAAAUUGGUCCUCGUGAUGUGUCUAGUGAGAGUGUGGUGAUAUCCAGGAGAGAUGUUCCUGGGAAGCAGGGGAAAGUGUUUGGAAUCUCUAUGGAGCCUUCUAUUUUGGUGGCUUUUGUGAAAGACAGGUUGCAUGAAAUACAGUCCUCUCUUUUGGAGAGGGCCAUAGCAUUUCGUGACAGCAAUAUUGUAGAUGUGAACUCAUAUGAUGAUCUUAAAGUAGCAAUAUCACAAGGCAAAUGGGCUAGGGGUCCUUGGUCUGCUACCAAUGAAGAUGAGUUAAAAGUAAAGGAGGAAACAGGAGCAACCAUUAGGUGCUUUCCUUUUGAACAACCCCAAGGGAUCAAAAGAUGCUUCAUGACUGGAGAUCCUGCCGAAGAAGUAGCAAUUUUUGCCAAAUCUUACUAAUUCCCAAGUAUAUUAUCCUGCAGAUGGGGCUUGUAGUCAAAUUCUUGGUUUGAAUCGUACAUUUUUUGGUAAGUCAGUUGUGUUGUACAACAUAGACAACUUAUUACAGAACAUUUAACUGAUCAACUGUAGCUUUUUAUUGUUAGUUGUCAUAAUGGAGUUACAAUUGUCAAAUUUUGUAAGGAAUAUUUAUGACUUGCAGUUUUGAUGAUACCUAUGUGAUUUCUUGAUAUUAUCCUAAAUUUGUUAAGAUGAUAUGAGUUAA